CGCGUGGCCAUUGGUUGAAACCAUAGGUGUGUCAGGGGGUGUGCGCGCCGUGGCCUCGUCGCUACGUCAUUUCCUGUAGAGGAUGAGCGGAGGUUUACCAGCGCGUAGGGAGACGACGCAUCAAGGUUUUUUAGCAGAGCCGAGCGGGAUCUGAGCGUCCCGCGACCGAGGCGUCCGACCCGGCUGCAGCAGCUGGAAAUGCUUCGGAUUGCAGCCGCUGAGUCUGGUUCAGCUUGAUCUCCACCAUGGCGGGGGAUCUCUUUAGCCCCCCGUCCCCACUUGGGGAUUCCCUACUGGACAGUCCGCUGUGUGGAGACCUGAUGGCGGAUCUUCACAACAUCUCCCAGUCUAUAGAAGACGACAUGUUGGGAUUUGAUUUCCCGGUGUACCAGAGCACUGGCUCGGGGUCGGAGAGCUCCAUCGCACUGGACACCUUGACCCCGGCCUCCAGCCCAUCGUCGGUGGUGUGUGGAGCAGCGCCGGGCCCAGAGGAGAGCUUCAGCCCCCUCAACCUGGAGUGCCGGGUGUGCUCAGACAAGGCCUCAGGCUUCCACUACGGGGUGCAUGCCUGUGAAGGCUGCAAGGGUUUCUUCAGAAGGACCAUCCGGCUAAAGCUGGAGUAUGAUAAGUGUGAACACAACUGCAAAAUCCAAAAGAAGAACCGCAACAAGUGCCAGUACUGCCGAUUCCACAAGUGUCUCUCUGUGGGCAUGUCCCACAACGCUAUUCGGUUUGGUCGGAUGCCUCAGGCGGAGAAGCUGAAGUUAAAGGCAGAAAGCAAGAUGGUGGAGAAAGAAGUAGAAAGCCCCAUGCUGGCCGACCAAAAGAUUCUGGUCGGACAGAUCCACGAAGCCUACAUGAAACACUUCAACAUGAACAAGGCGAAAGCUCGGCUCAUACUGACCGGAAAGACCAGCAAGCCGCCUUUCAUUAUUCAUGAUAUGGAGACGUUCCAGCUGGCAGAAAGGACAUUUGCAGUCCAUAUGGUAAACGAUGACUUUCCAGAGCCCGAGAGCGGCCUUCAAGCAGGGGCAGUGAUUCUGGCUGCGGGGUGUAGGGAGCUCCAGCAGAGGGAGGCUGAAGCCAGGCUCUUCCACUGCUGCCAGAGCACCUCGGUGGAGACCGUCACCGAGCUGACAGAGUUUGCCAAAGCAGUGCCGGGUUUCCAGAGCCUGAAUCUGAAUGAUCAGGUGACUCUCUUGAAGUACGGUGUUUACGAAGCCCUCUUCACGCUCCUGGCCUCCUGCAUGAACAAAGACGGCCUCCUGGUGGCCCGUGGUGGAGGCUUCAUCACCCGAGAGUUCCUCAAGAGCCUCCGGCGGCCUUUUAGUGACAUGAUGGAGCCCAAAUUCCAGUUUGCAACACGCUUCAAUUCCCUGGAGCUUAACGACAGUGACCUGGCCCUUUUUGUGGCAGCCAUUAUCUGCUGCGGAGAUCGCCCAGGCUUGGUGGAGGUGCCUCUAGUGGAGCAGCUGCAGGAAAGCAUCGUUCAGGCACUACGGCUCCACCUGCUGGCCAAUCAUCCGGACGACGCCUUCCUCUUUCCCAGACUGCUACAGAAACUGGCCGACCUCCGAGAGCUGGUCACAGAGCAUGCUCAGUUGGUGCAGGAAAUCGAGACAUCAGAGGACACGUCGCUGCACCCGCUACUGCAAGAGAUAUACAGGGACAUGUACUGAGAAGAUGGCACAUGAUCAUAAACAGGGACAUGUGUUAGAAUAUGUAUGUAUGCCACUCUAAACUGGGUGUCUUGUCUGGGUGACAUACAGUCUUUACUUAAACUGUCAAGCAUAUCAAUGUGCUUUAAUUUGCUUAUCUAAUGUGCAGCUUAGGGGUGCCCACUGCUGUGAUUUGCAGUGUUUGCAAUAAGACUCUGUGUCUUUUUACUGGAACAAAACAUAAUGAAAUUAUUUUGGGGGGAAAGACAGCUCAUGUAGGCUUACGCUACUGUAGGCUCAUGUAGGCUCACGCUACUGCUUCCAUGAAAGGGGACACGGGGGAAAAAAAGUUUUUGAUCUUACACCAUAGAUGUGUAAAGAAAUAUUUUUUUAAAUGCAUUGAUUUUUCACUUGGAGCACUCAAAUGCUAUGGAGUGGGUUGUGGAUGC
Etheostoma cragini (Arkansas darter) is the source of this 2107-nucleotide messenger RNA. It is a transcript of the gene pparaa, whose product is annotated as peroxisome proliferator-activated receptor alpha a. The transcript has 8 exons. Lineage: Eukaryota; Metazoa; Chordata; Actinopteri; Perciformes; Percidae. Gene Ontology annotation, biological process: hormone-mediated signaling pathway; cell differentiation; negative regulation of transcription by RNA polymerase II. The record is from RefSeq and is a predicted model, not a curated record. Gene Ontology annotation, molecular function: zinc ion binding; RNA polymerase II cis-regulatory region sequence-specific DNA binding; nuclear receptor activity. Gene Ontology annotation, cellular component: nucleus. Bases 246 to 1679 code for a protein of 477 amino acids.